AUGUGGAGGCAAGUUUUGCUCUACUUCAGGACUCACAGCUACCAUACAGACAACUGUCAAGUAAAGGAGACCCUCCAAAAUGAAGAUGAAGAGGAUAUUAAAGCAGCACAGUGGAUUUUCAAGCAACCCAUGGGAUCGGAGCGAAUGGAGAUACGCAAACAGCAGAUGUCUGCCACCCAGGAGACCCCAGGCACGGCGCAGGCGCAGCUCGCUGCAGGGAAUCGGGGUUCCAAUGCCUGCUGCUUCUGUUGGUGCUGUUGCUGUAGCUGCUCGUGUCUUACUGUCAGAAAUCAAGAUGAGGAGAGAGCAAGAAGAUCAUCUCAUGAACUCCAAGCAGAAGGCAUUCCAAACUGUGAGGAAAGCCCUGCUCCUACUCUUGAAGAAGUAAAUGCCUGGGCUCAAUCAUUUGACAAGUUGAUGCUUACUCCAGCUGGCAGAAAUGCUUUUCGUGAAUUUCUACGAACAGAAUUCAGCGAGGAGAACAUGCUCUUCUGGAUGGCUUGUGAGGAACUCAAACAAGAAUCCAACAAAAGUGUCAUUGAAGAAAAAGCAAGACUAAUUUAUGAAGAUUAUAUUUCUAUCCUUUCUCCGAAAGAGGUCAGUCUGGACUCCAGGGUAAGAGAAGUUAUUAACCGAAACAUGCUGGAACCUUCGCAACACACCUUCGAUGACGCACAGCUUCAAAUUUAUACCUUAAUGCACAGAGACUCCUACCCACGGUUUAUGAACUCUGCUAUUUAUAAGGACUUGCUUCGGUCCUUAUCUGAAAAAUCCAUUGAAGCAUAG
Molecule: messenger RNA, 786 nt
Organism: Colius striatus (speckled mousebird)
Lineage: Eukaryota; Metazoa; Chordata; Aves; Coliiformes; Coliidae
Gene: RGS20
Product: regulator of G protein signaling 20
Exons: 6
Coding region: 1-786 (261 amino acids)
Source: RefSeq, a predicted model, not a curated record